AAGAAUGUGCGGAACUUUUAUACGGAGCAUAUAAGAUCCUCUGACUUGGUUAUUUACCUAGUAGAAGAAAUUUUUGAAUUAAACCAGUUGAUUUGUAAAGCAGUCGCAAUACCAUAUUUAAAGGAUAUGAUUAUAAUGGCGUUACUUCACCAUAUUGAUGAUUGAGGAUAUUGUCGUUCUUUUAUCUGUUUAACCCUAAAUUAUGUCAUAUAUAUUAUAUAAAAGCCCCAAGAAAUAACAAACGAGUUGUAUAUAGACGAUGUCGGACAGCCCAGCCAGAUUGGAGUUUCUUAAGACUGAUAAGAAAUAGUGCAAAUGUGGAGAGACUAUUGAGCGCCUUGAGUAUUUCGGAUCAAGUUAGUUCCUCUCGAGUCGAAACAAAGGAGGCUAUCGAAAAAGUUGGGAUGAAGUAAGGACCUUAAAAGGCAUGACUAAACAAAAAGUCAUGGGAAAAAAAUGGAGAUCCUAGUAGAAGCUUCUUCGGAGCAAACAGCCUCCACUAAAGGGAUGUCCAAGGACCAUGGACAGACGCAGAAGUUGGCAUGCCAAUUUCCCAUUCAGACCGUAGAUGAUCUGAUUGAGUUUAAUUCGAAUAUAAAUAUCGCUAGCCAAGAGCUCUAUAUCGAUGCAAUAACAAAUUUAAUAUCAAAUGGCGGGAUAUUAAAAAACUUAAAAAAUAUUUUAGCCAAUGAAGUGGUCUUGGCGUAUAAUGUGAAUGGCGUUCAGGGGAAAGUGGCCCUUAGAAAAGAAGACAAUUUCUUUGGUGUUAUGAUCGAUUCAAUUACUGCAGUCGGCGGUAUUGGCCCAGCUGAGGACCAAUUGAGAAAGGCCCUGCAGCUCCAAAAGAGAUAUUUUAAAAACUCGAACUGCCUAAAAGUAAUGAAAGAACAAGACCCGUUAGAAUAAAGAAAAAUUUAAAUUAAA
Messenger RNA from Drosophila nasuta, 924 nucleotides. RefSeq lists its product as uncharacterized. Lineage: Eukaryota; Metazoa; Arthropoda; Insecta; Diptera; Drosophilidae. The coding region runs from base 457 to 906 and encodes 149 amino acids. The record is from RefSeq and is a predicted model, not a curated record. The transcript has 6 exons.